AUGGACGAUGCGCGGCAUCCGUCGAGCGCGGCCGCGGUACAUCUACCAAGGUCGGACUUGUCGAGUAGCUGUUCAUCUAUCGAGCUUCCUGCCGAUGCAGUGUUGACACUGAGCAACGGAGAAACAAUUACCUUGGCCGCCGCUGCAGUCUUUGAACCUUCUUGCACAACUUUACCUAUCACCGUCAGGCCGGCCAUUAUUGGGAAUAAUGCCAUUAGCAUUGAUGAAACGACCUCGACAACCGGGUCCUCCGCCGACCCAAAAUUCUCAGAUUUUCGUGAUCCCUUUUACGCCUCAACAUUUCCGCAAUGUUAUGCACUCGCCGCAACAACAAUCAUUGCUUACAUGUUAGUCAUCGUGUUACUGAUCGCACCCCGAUCAUUUCUGGACGGAGGAGUUGUUGUCUUGGGUCGGAGAGGAUUCACGAAUGGACCAUCAAAUGGCGUUAGCAUUGGAGGACGGCCAUGGCUUCAAAAGGUCGCCGCUCUUACUGUUGCCAUCUCUUUGACGAUCGCCAGUGCUGAUACGUUCCGGGUUGCUGAGGAACAAUAUGCCACGGGCAUCCAGAACGCCCAAGUGCUUCAGGAUGAAGUUUUGGACGGAACUCAGCUCAAGGUUAUUCGCCUUAUUUCCGAUACGUUCCUCUGGCUCGCGCAAGCUCAGACUCUGAUCCGCCUCUUUCCGCGCCAGCGCGAAAAGGUGAUUAUCAAAUGGGCUGCCUUUUCUCUCAUCACAUUGGAUGUUAUAUUUGGUGCUCUCAACAGCUUCCUAUACAACGGACCUGGAAAUGUGAGACCCAGCAAUUUUACCGAUGCCGUACCGGCGUUGAGUUAUCUAUUUCAACUUUCACUCGGGCUUCUCUACGCUGCCUGGGUCAUUUACUAUAGCUUCAUGAAGAAGCGUUAUGCCUAUUACCAUCCCUUGAUGAGAAACAUCAGCUUAGUUGCUGUGCUCUCAGUCAUAUCGAUUCUCGUUCCCGUCGUCUUUUUCAUUCUCGACAUAUCCAAGCCGGACUUUACUGGAUGGGGUGAUUAUGUGCGAUGGGUUGGAGCCGCAGCAGCCAGUGUUAUUGUGUGGGAGUGGGUCGAGCGCAUUGAAGCAUUGGAAAGAGAAGAAAAGAAGGAUGGUAUUUUGGGGCGGGAAGUUUUUGAAGGGGAUGAGAUGAUGGAUGGACUUGGCACCGAUUUCGUAUGGCCCCGACGAAGAAGGACAAAGAAGUCAGACGAUGACGACAGUGGCGAGAGUGGUCAGGGAAGAAGUGCAAGAACUGCCUCGACAGGACGAAGCAACAUGUGGCCUGCAAUGUCUUCCAUUGCUAGUCGCUACAAGUCCCGAUCUGGUAGCAACACUGGUGAGAGAGAGGCAAAUGCUGACAACACAGCCCAAGCCACGGGCAGGUCAGCAACUCGCUUACUUCAGCCGCCGUUAUGGAUCUCUCGCCCACCACCGGCAGUGACGCCGCCUAGCCGGACAGAUACAGCCAGUGCUGACAGCACAGUGUAUGCCGUGCGCUAUCAAGUUGGAACGGAAACUGCUUCGCGGACGACAGAUGAAAGACCAGAUCGGCCUCUAUCACGGACCAACAGUCGAGUCUCCUCGAAUCCUCAAAACGCGCCAGCUAGCCCGCCAGCAGUAAAUGUAGCUGACUCCAAUCCUCCGAUCACUGAGACAACAGCAAAGACCGACGGGUGGCGAUCCCGCUUCGGACUGCGUUCUGGUGCUAACGCACCGCCCGCCGAGGUUUUACCGCAUACGCAGAAGUCUCAGCCUGCUCCGCGUGAAUAUGAGAGUCGAGGUUGGUGGGAUAUCAGGGACCGAUGGGAAGACUUUGCUGCUGUGCAAGCCGAAAGGAUACGGGAAAAGCUCAAACCGACUCCAGACACAGACAGUCUCGAGGUGACCGUCAUUCCUCCUCCACCUCGGCGCGGUGCUGCACUCGCCCAGGUUUUGGAAGAGGAAGAACGAGAGGCUAUCAGCAAUUCGCAAAGUCCCAGAACGCCUCAUCCACCCAUGAAUAUUCGGAGCAAUAGUAAUACCUCGACUGUACCGAGACCAAUGCGAAGCCCGGUAUCGAGAACAGACGGAAUCCAGCUCAGGACUUGGAGACAAGACAGCGUCGACUCACCAGUGUCACCAGUCACACCUCGAAUGCGGACAGGAGAACAUUCGUCAAGCGGGACUCCGGUCUCACCAUUGUCUCCUUCCGCACCCAGACGACCUAUAGAUGACGUCUUUGAUGACGACCAUUCGAGGUCUUGA
This is a messenger RNA of Pestalotiopsis fici W106-1, 2259 nucleotides long. RefSeq lists its product as uncharacterized. Lineage: Eukaryota; Fungi; Ascomycota; Sordariomycetes; Amphisphaeriales; Sporocadaceae. Gene Ontology annotation, cellular component: plasma membrane. Gene Ontology annotation, biological process: cellular response to pH. The record is from RefSeq and is a predicted model, not a curated record. The coding region runs from base 1 to 2259 and encodes 752 amino acids. The transcript has a single exon.